Molecule: messenger RNA, 1601 nt
Organism: Paramisgurnus dabryanus
Lineage: Eukaryota; Metazoa; Chordata; Actinopteri; Cypriniformes; Cobitidae
Source: RefSeq, a predicted model, not a curated record
ACCACUUCAUUAACGGAUUACAAAUAUAUGAUAGGCAUGAUAUGCAUAUUAUCUUUGGAGCACUCGGAAACAACACAAGAAUAACAAUGCGAAGAUUUCUUCUUACUUUAAUUUUAGCCUGUGCUCUGAGUUCUCCAUCUGAAUUGUUAAGAUUGGUCAAUGGCUCUGAUUCCUGCUGUGGACGAGUGGAGAUCCUUCACAAUGGCACAUGGGGAACUGUGUGUGAUGAUGACUGGGACAUAACAGAUGCUGAUGUUGUGUGCAAACAAUUAAACUGUGGCAGAGCCAUCAGCGCCUCUAGCAGAGCUGCAUUUGGUCAGGGAAGUGGAGCGAUCUGGCUGGAUAAUGUUGGAUGCUCUGGAAAUGAGCACAACAUUACACAGUGCACACACAGAGGUCUGGGACAACAUGACUGUAAUCAUGGUAAAGACACUGGUGUUGUGUGUACAGGUGUUCUGCAGAUGCCCAACCUUACCAUUAUCUCACAUUCAGUUGUGUCUCCUGGAGAAAACAUUCAGUUCAGAUGCACAACACCUAAUCCAAGAUGUCAGGAAAAUGCUAAAUUCCACCUGUUUAGAAACAGAUCAUCCACAAUAUCCUCUCAAACAAGUGUAUCUAGUGUGACUUUCAGUCUGACUGUAGAUGUCUCACAUCAGGAUCAGUACAGCUGUGGUUACUCUUACAGGAAUGACAUCAUCAAGUCUUCUAAUAACACUAUUAACAUCACUGUAGUGAACCUGCAGAAGCCCAAUAUUUCUCUCAGUGGAUUGUUUGACUUUGGUCCUCAGGGUUCAGUGGUCGCCAAAGGUCACAGAUUUACUAUUACUUGUUCAUCUGAAUCUCAGUAUUCUGGAGGCUUCUUCUCUCUGUUCAGUGGAUCAAACAUCACCAGGAAUGAACCAGCUGUCAAUCACUCAGCCGUCUUCAAAUUUCCUGAGGCAGAUUAUUCACAUGAGGGAAACUACAGUUGUGUUUAUAAAGUGAAUGUGUCCUCACGUAACUUUUCUUCAGUUUCCUCUGACCUGCUGCUCAUCACAAUCGUAGCCUCUCUACUUCCUGUCAUUGGUGGUGUUGUGUCAGCUUUACUUCUCAUCUUCUCUGCUCUUGUUAUCGUCUUCAUAGUGAAGAGAAGACAAAAACUAAACAAUAAGGAGAUUCGUAAAAAGUGCUUUUUUAAGAAAGGUGCGGGUAAUACAUAUAAAGGUGCAUCCCGUGACACCAAAAAUGAAAAGGAUGUUGAGGACAUCUCUCAAAAUGUGGAACCUGAUCAGAAAGACUGUGAAAAUGUGAGUAGUGAUGACUCUGAACAGGACUAUAUUAAUGUGGAUUCAGAUAAUUCAGAACAGGAUUAUAUGAAUGUGGACACAGAUGAUUCUGAAGAGGAUUAUGUUAAUGUUGAUAUUACAGACAGUGACAGUAAAUGUGAUGAUGACCUUUAUGAAAGUGUUACUGAUGAUGAGUGAACCUGAAAUACAGUAGAUUUACCUUAGUGACUGUGAUAUCCAUUAAAGACUGAUGGUCCAGACGAUGAUGAUGUGAUUUGGUGUAUCCAGUCAAACACAUGAACUGUGUCCUAUCACUGAUGUUAUGGGGUCUCUUGA